AUGAGUAUUCGGAGGCGGCUGUUGAAGAAGCUCGAAGUACCCAAUCAAGGAGAAAGAGCAGCCGAUCGAUGGCAUAAUCACGACCUCAUGCCCGUCGAGCCUGCGCGAAGGACUUGGGGCCCAAGGCAGUUCAUCGAGCUUUGGAUUCUCGUCAAUAUGAAUAUCUCGGGUUACCAGACUGGUUCAUCCUUAGUUGCUGAUGGAUUGAAGUGGUGGCAGGCAAUUAUCUGCAUCAUAUUUGGGAACCUAUUGUCAUCCAUGUUCUGUACGCUCAACUCGACUUCUGGCGCGUACUACCAUAUCGGAUACCCGGCGAUUUCGCGAAUCGCGUGGGGCAUGAAUGGCAGUUACUUUGCGCUCGUGAACCGCAUUCUGCUUUCAGUCGUCUGGUUCGCUGUGCAAGCGUGGAACGGCGGGCUUUGUGUCCUCGUCUGUCUUCGCGCUAUCUGGCCACAUCACAUCGAUGCGAUUCCAAACCCCUUCCCCUCGAGCGUAGGCAUGACUGGCGCGGAGUUCAUGUGCUACAUCUUGUUCAACCUUCUCUGUGUGCCGCUCACAUACGUACACCCACACAAGCUGCAAUUAUUCUUUAAAUUCUGUGCCGUUGUGGUCUUAGUGAACCAGAUUGUGAUGCUCAUCUGGUCGCUCUCAACGAUGAAAGGGGGCCUUGCGGGCUCUGCACUGACGACGGAUGUCGCGAUGGACACCGCUACCCUCGCGUGGACGAUGGUGUACGGGAUCAUGGCCCAGAUUGGUGGAAUUGCUGCUGGCAUCUUGAACGACAACGACUUCACGCGCUUUGCGAAGACGCCUGAGAGACGCGCCAUUGCAGCGCAAGCCAUAUCGUUCCCUGUCACAGCGUUCUGUACAGCAUUGUGUGGCAUCUUCAUCACCGCUGCAACCACAGAGCGAUACGGGGAGGCCUUGUGGAAUCCGCCUGACCUGUUGCUGGCUGCGCAGAAAGCCGGAAGCUCUGGCGCUCGCGCGUCUACCUUCUUCUGCGCUUUUGCAUGGAUUAUUACACAAAUGGGUAUCAACGUCCCUGGAAACCUGCUCGCUGGUGGAGUCGACGUUGCCGCGCUUUGGCCCAAGUACAUCAACCUCCGACGUGGUGCAUACCUAAUCCUUUUGGUGUCCAUAGCUGUCAAUCCAUGGCAACUAUUAAGCUCAUCCAGCAUCUUCCUUGAAGUAUUGAGUGCCUAUUCGGUCUUCCUGAGUCCAAUGACGGGCCUUAUGGUGAGCCAAUACUACGUCAUUCAACGACGAUAUUUCAAGAUUUCGGACGUGUACAUCGGCGAUAGCCGCUCGAUCUACUGGUAUACCUGGGGGAUCAAUUGGCGUGCAUUCGUCGCGUUCUUCAGUGGCGUUGCACCGUGCAUCACUGGUUUCAUAGGCGCAGUUUCUCCGCAUACAGUCAGCAAGACAGCUGCACGGUUAUACGACCUGAAUUACGUCCUCGGAUUUUGCAUUGCCUUCCUCAUGAAUUGUCUCCUUCAUCGAGUAUUCCCCGUGCCCCGUCAGGUUGCCUUUAUAGAAAGCAUGGAGAAGGCAGGGGCGCCCAAGCAUUUGGAUGGGCUGGAAUCGUUCAUCCGGGAUGUUGAGUCAUUGGACGAGUCGGUUGAGCGGGAGAUUGUUACUGAGGAAAAGAAGAGAAGCAGUGAGUCCUUGACGUAG
Laetiporus sulphureus 93-53 is the source of this 1674-nucleotide messenger RNA. Its product is annotated as NCS1 nucleoside transporter family protein. The transcript is spliced from 6 exons. The record is from RefSeq and is a predicted model, not a curated record. Gene Ontology annotation, molecular function: nucleobase transmembrane transporter activity. Lineage: Eukaryota; Fungi; Basidiomycota; Agaricomycetes; Polyporales; Laetiporaceae. Gene Ontology annotation, biological process: nucleobase transport; transmembrane transport. Gene Ontology annotation, cellular component: plasma membrane. The coding region runs from base 1 to 1674 and encodes 557 amino acids.